AGUUCCAGUCCGUCGGAGUCUGUUGACGACAGGUUUGAGCUCGAAGACGCUCUCGAGGAGGGUGUCUCCCACGUUUUCGACCUGACCGGCGGGGACGAUGCCCCGGAAGUCGUCUCGGCCAGAGAAGUCAUGGUCCUGGAGGACGAGGCACGGGAGUACAGAAGUUACAGGCUCCCCAACGGUAUUCGACUCGAGCCGGGCAAGACGGUCCAAUUAAGGCAGCCCGUCGACGCGACCCCAGACCGCAGGGCCCAUGUCGGGCUGGCUCAGGCCAUCAAGGUCCAGGUCGAGUUUGUGAGAAUCAAGUGCAUCAGGAGAAAAUCUGCAGGAAGCUCGGAUGUCGACAUCCACGGCAUAGGCUUCUCGAGAAACGAGACAUUGUGCGGCAUGCUACCACCACGCCAGCCGGACGAGGUCACCAUGAUCUCGGUGCUUGACUACCCGAGUGCCGCCCGUUGGGAUCAGCAGCAUUCGCUGGUCAAAACGAGCGGCAGCAACAUCCUCUGCGCCAGAGAGCUCAGAAUCACAAACGCGCCGUUUCCGGACCACCACAGCGCCGGACCAUCCGGCCACGGAAGCCCGGAGAGACGGGGGGCGGAGAAGCAGCCCCCGCUGGUCUGUCGUUUCCGGUUCCAGAUCCAAUACCUCGGCAGCAGCAGCGACAAGCCCCUAGAGAACGCCCUGAUCAGGAUCGGCGAGGACGAGGCGGACCCGGACUGCAAGAUACCCGACAGCAUCAACCUCAACCGAUGGCGGGGCGGCAAGGUCCCCGGGGGGUCCCACAGACCCGGCGGCGGUCCUAGUCAGCCAGUCUGUGAUCUGGAGUCGUCCGAGCCGGAGUCUCCUCCUCGUCUCUCGCGCGGACAGCGCUACACCGCCGGAGACGUGUUCUCCGGCGCGGGGGGCGCCGCGAGGGGCAUCGAGCGCGCAGGUGUCCACCUGGAGUUUGUGGUGGACAACUGGAACCACGCGGUCGAGACGCUCAGGAGCAACUUCCCGCAGACGAAGGUGUACGCGAUGUCGGUUGCGGACUACUGCGACGCCGAAGAGACGAGGGGGAAGAAGGUCGACCUGCUGCACCUGUCGCCCCCCUGCCAAGUCUUCUCUCCGGCGCACACCAUCAGCGGCAAGGACGACGAGGCCAACAUCGAGGCGUUCCUGACGUGCCCGCGGGUCGUGGAGCGGAACCGGCCGCGCAUCUUCACGGUGGAGGAGACGUUCGGGCUGCUGUGGCCGGCCCACCGGGGCCACCUGCACCGCCUGGUCCGCGGCUUCGUCCGGCUGGGCUACUCGCUGCGCUGGCGGUGCGUCCGCCUGUCGAGCUACGGCGUCCCGCAGACGCGACAGCGGCUCCUCAUGAUCGGCUCCGCCCCCGGCGAGCCGCUCCCGCCCUUCCCCCCUUACACGCACAACGAGUGCGGCACGGGGGGGCUCAAGCGCUGGGUCACGCCCGAGUCGGCGCUGGCCGCCGUCUCGUCGUCCCCGGCGCUGCGGCGGCACCCGCUGCACCGGCCGGACGACCGGCGCAAGCGCUUCGCGCGGCCGAGGGAGCGGUGGGACCCGGCGACGCUGGCGCGGACCAUCACCUGCAGCGGGGGGCAGAACCACCACUGGAGCGGCGAGCGCGACUUUACGCUGCUCGAGUACGCCGUCCUGCAGGGGUUCCCCGUGUGGCACCGGUUCCGGGGCAAGCGCCUCAAGAAGCAGAUCGGCAACGCGUUCCCCCCUUCGGUCGUCCGCGUCCUGUACGAGCACCUGGUCGACUGGCUGCUGGUCCAGGACGGCUUCGACCCCGCCGCCGUCCGGAAGGAAGAAUACGCCCGCGCGGGGAUGCCGACCGACCUCUCCUCGGACAAGUACGUCUGCCUGAUGGACGACAACGACGACAACAACAACAGCAGCAGCAGCAGC
Thermothelomyces thermophilus ATCC 42464 is the source of this 1911-nucleotide messenger RNA. RefSeq lists its product as uncharacterized. The transcript has a single exon. Lineage: Eukaryota; Fungi; Ascomycota; Sordariomycetes; Sordariales; Chaetomiaceae. The annotation marks the transcript as partial. Gene Ontology annotation, molecular function: methyltransferase activity. The record is from RefSeq and is a predicted model, not a curated record. Gene Ontology annotation, cellular component: nucleus.